AUGUCGUUCAUGUCCAUACCACAUUAUCGCAUACUGGUAUUGAUACUUAUUUCUCACUCUAUACAGGAAGAUGAUUCAAUUCGACGAUUCCGUUACCUCCUCGGGUUAACCGACUUGUUCCGCCAUUUUAUUGACACUAAUCCUAACCCCCGGAUCAAGGAGAUCAUGGCCGAGAUCGAUCGCCAGAAUGAAGCCAAGUCAGGCUCGAGAAAAGGAGCUACUAGAAAAGGUGGUGCGGCAGGAGAACGCCGACGAAGGACAGAACAAGAAGAGGACGCGGAGCUUCUGAAGGAUGAGAAACGAGGAGGAAAGACUGAAACCGUCUUCCAGCAAUCGCCUUCAUUCAUUCAGGGAGGUGAAAUGCGUGAUUACCAGAUUGCUGGCCUGAACUGGCUGGUUUCGCUACACGAGAAUGGUAUCUCAGGCAUACUAGCCGACGAGAUGGGUCUUGGAAAGACUCUUCAGACCAUUUCCUUUUUGGGAUAUCUUCGACAUAUUUGCGGAAUCACAGGCCCUCAUCUCGUGGCUGUUCCGAAGUCAACUUUGGAUAAUUGGAAAAGGGAGUUUGGUAAAUGGACACCCGACGUCAACGUCUUGGUUUUGCAAGGAGCCAAGGAUGAACGCCACCAACUCAUUAACGAGCGCCUCGUCGAUGAGAAAUUCGAUGUGUGCAUCACCAGUUACGAGAUGAUCCUUAGGGAAAAGUCGCAUUUGAAGAAAUUCGCCUGGGAGUAUAUUAUUAUCGACGAGGCGCAUCGAAUUAAGAAUGAAGAGUCAUCCCUCUCACAGAUUAUUCGUGUGUUCAAGUCCAGAAACCGACUCUUGAUCACGGGAACCCCGCUGCAAAACAACCUUCACGAACUAUGGGCAUUGCUAAACUUUUUGCUCCCUGAUGUAUUCGGUGACUCUGAGGCCUUUGAUCAAUGGUUCUCUAACCAAGAGGCAGACCAGGACACAGUCGUUCAGCAGCUACACAGAGUACUUCGACCGUUUUUGCUGCGCCGAGUGAAAAGCGAUGUGGAGAAGAGCCUGCUCCCAAAGAAAGAACUCAAUCUUUAUGUCGGCAUGUCAGAGAUGCAAGUCAAAUGGUACCAGAAGAUUCUUGAAAAGGAUAUCGAUGCAGUCAAUGGCGCCCAGGGUAACAGGGAAUCCAAGACUAGACUUCUAAACAUUGUCAUGCAGCUCCGCAAGUGCUGCAACCACCCUUAUCUGUUCGAAGGAGCAGAGCCGGGCCCUCCUUAUACCACCGACGAGCAUCUUAUCGACAAUUCAGGAAAAAUGGUCAUUCUAGACAAGUUGCUCAAUCGUUUGUUUAAGCAAGGCAGCAGAGUGUUGAUCUUUUCACAAAUGAGUCGUGUUCUCGACAUUCUAGAGGACUACUGCGUUUUCAGGGGUCACGAAUACUGCAGAAUCGAUGGCUCAACUGCCCAUGAGGACCGUAUCCAGGCAAUUGACGAGUACAACCGCCCAGGCUCUGAGAAAUUUGUAUUUCUUCUGACCACGCGCGCUGGUGGACUGGGUAUUAACUUGACUACAGCCGAUAUCGUCAUUCUGUUUGACAGUGACUGGAAUCCUCAGGCCGAUCUUCAGGCUAUGGACCGAGCUCAUCGUAUCGGCCAGACUAAGCAGGUCGUUGUGUUUAGAUUUAUCACGGAGAAGGCCAUCGAAGAAAAGGUUCUAGAACGAGCAGCUCAAAAGCUUCGAUUGGACCAGCUCGUCAUUCAACAGGGUCGCGCUCAGCAACAAGCUAAGAAUGCGGCCUCCAAGGAUGAACUCUUAAGCAUGAUUCAGCACGGUGCUUCCGAUGUGUUUAGCUCUACUGGAGGCACCUUCGGCAGUGGCAAGGAUAUUUCCGAAGACGACAUUGAGGCCAUCCUAAAGAAAGGUGAAGAACGUACUGCUGAGCUCAAAAACAAAUAUGAAAAGCUCGGAAUUGAUGACCUUCAGAAGUUCUCUUCAGAAAAUGCCUAUGAAUGGAAUGGAAAGGACUUCACUAACCGCAAGAAAGACAUCGGUUUGAAUUGGAUCAACCCUGCAAAACGUGAGCGCAAAGACCAGUCAUAUACAAUUGGCAGCUUCUACAAGCAGACUUUCACAAAGCCUUCUGAACCUAAGCCUAAAGUACCUAAGGCGCCAAAACAGACUACUAUUCAUGACUGGCAAUUCUUCCCCCCUAAACUUCAAGAAUUGCAAGACAAAGAGACUGCAUACUUCCACAAGGAGAUUGGUUAUAAAGCUGCUUUGCCUGAAGGUCCUGAAGAGUCAGUUAGUGAUAGGGAAGCGGAACGUGAACUUGAACAGCAAGAGAUCGAUAAUGCUGUACCUCUAACCGCGGAAGAGCAAGAGGAAAAGGCCAAAUUAUCCGCAGAAGGGUUCUAUAACUGGAACCGACGAGACUUCCAGCAAUUCAUUAAUGGUUCGGCCAAGUUUGGACGUACCAAUUAUGAAGACAUGGCCACCGAAGUGGACAGCAAAACCCCUGAAGAGAUUAAAGAAUAUGCUAAAGUGUUCUGGAAGAGAUACACCGAGAUUCUCGAUUAUCCGAAAUAUAUCCGCAUUAUUGAACAGGGCGAAGAAAAGAUGAGGAGAAUGAAUCAACAACGCAAGCUCCUCCGCAAGAAAAUGGGACAAUACCGUGUUCCUCUCCAACAGCUGAAGAUCAACUAUACCGUCUCAACUACCAACAAGAAAGUAUACACAGAAGAAGAGGAUCGCUUUUUACUUGUUAUGCUUGACAGGCACGGUGUUGAUGGAGAAGGUCUAUAUGAGAAAAUCCGCGACGAAAUCCGGGAAAGCCCACUGUUCCGAUUCGACUGGUUCUUCCUAUCCCGUACCCCUGUUGAAAUUGGUCGAAGAUGUACCACCCUCCUGAACACAAUCGCUAAAGAGUUUGAAGGUGAUACUAAAGAAACGAAUGGAGACAACAAAGCCAAAGCACGCACACGGGAUGAAGAGACUGAAAACGGUGAUGAUACUGGCCCAGCAAAGAAGAAAUCAAAGGGAGCUGCUCCUGCAGUGAAUAAAAAACUUAAAGCUGUUCAGUCAAAUAGCAAAGCGACAUCAACAAAUACUUCUAGAGCCGGCAGCGUCUCAUCGUCUGGCCCAACCAAGAGCAAAUCAAAGAAGCGGUAG
Trichophyton rubrum CBS 118892 is the source of this 3132-nucleotide messenger RNA. RefSeq lists its product as uncharacterized. Gene Ontology annotation, molecular function: DNA binding; ATP-dependent chromatin remodeler activity; ATP binding. The coding region runs from base 1 to 3132 and encodes 1043 amino acids. Gene Ontology annotation, cellular component: chromatin; nucleus. The transcript is spliced from 2 exons. NCBI's taxonomy places the organism in Eukaryota, Fungi, Ascomycota, Eurotiomycetes, Onygenales, Arthrodermataceae. Gene Ontology annotation, biological process: regulation of transcription by RNA polymerase II; nucleosome organization. The record is from RefSeq and is a predicted model, not a curated record.